Messenger RNA from Aspergillus uvarum CBS 121591, 1696 nucleotides. RefSeq names its product NCBP3 domain-containing protein. Gene Ontology annotation, molecular function: mRNA binding; RNA 7-methylguanosine cap binding. Gene Ontology annotation, cellular component: cytosol; nucleus. Lineage: Eukaryota; Fungi; Ascomycota; Eurotiomycetes; Eurotiales; Aspergillaceae. The transcript has 2 exons. The record is from RefSeq and is a predicted model, not a curated record. The coding region runs from base 195 to 1547 and encodes 450 amino acids.
UCCAGUUUAUGACCCCUGAGUUGCUUAUUGCAACCUAUUGAAGCGCCUGGUAUUUCCUCAAACCAUAUAGUCUUCUUGCACGCCUAUCAUUGUUCAGUUCCCUCCUCGCUGGAGAUCGCCAUUGCGCAACAACCUUCUCGCGAUUCGCCGAAGUCUGUCUCGUCUCCAACAGCACAUUCACCUCCAACACCAUCAUGGCCUCCAUGGAUAUUGAUAUGGACAUUGAUCUCGGGCCCCUCCCCGAAGAUGAGCACAUCGAGAUCGAACCAACAGCCGCAACAGCCACCACCAACGAAGCCGUCGAUGCACUUUCUUCAGAUGCACAAUACGAGAAGGUUCACAUACGCGGUGUUGACGAAUUGACAACCGGCGAUAUCAAGCGAUUUGCAAGCGAGAACUUCCCUAUUGAGGAGCCAAGCCGUGUCGAGUGGAUCGAUGACACGUCCGCGAACCUUUUGUACUCAUCGCCAGAGGUCGGCCUCCAGGCAUUAGCGGCACUUACACAAUCAAAUGAAGAGGAGGAUGUGACUCAAUAUCCCGCGCUACGUCUACGGUCGGCAAAGCUCCUCGCCUCGCACCCUGAUUCCGUGCUCCAGGUCAGAUCAGCUGUCAUAACGGAUCGGAAGAGGCCACGCGCGCACGAAGCCAGUCGGUUCUACCUCAUGCAUCCUGAGCAUGAUCCUAGAGAGCGCCUCCGACGCGAGUUUGCAGACAGACGUCAGCACGGCGGUGGCGACGGCAACGAUGGCGACUACAGACGAAGGAGGUUCGAUGGUCGGGAACUGCGGCGGCGGAGGGACCGCGACGCUGACGACAAUUUCAGCGCUAACAUGUAUGACGACACGCGGGCCGUGAGCGCCGACCGUUCCGAAUCAUCUCGCGGACGAGGCAGACGAGGACCAAGGGAUCUUUUCCCCGAGGAUGAAGGAGGCUCCUCGGGACGUCUACGCAAUCGCAGUGCUUCACCGGGUCGUGAUACAUUGAUGGAAGGGGGAUACGUCGACACAGAUCGCCCCAGCUCCCGCCGGCAGUUUCGUGAGCGCUCGCCCCCGCCCAGUCGUCGCAAUGAAGGCCGGGAGCUCUUCCCGUCCUCCAAGGCCGGCGACAGCGACUCGAACACGCGCGAGCUUUUCCCCCAGAAGACGGCCAAAGAACUCUUCCCCAGCAAGCACAGCAACCAUCGCCGAUCCGAUGCGAUCGAUGCUGCGGACGAGACAGCCGAUCUUUUCGCUCGACGGAUUUCUGUACCGUUCGUCGAUGGAGCACAGGACAUAGAGCCACAGCGAAAGAACAAGAACGUUGAGCUUUUCCCUAGCGGCUCAGAUUCGAGCGGGCUCAACAUCCGUGGGGCUGCAGGUCAAGGUCGGGAUGAUCAAGGGAUAUCUAUUCGCGGUGCAGCAGGCGGCAUCUCAAUCAAAGGACGGGGAGCGUCUGUUCGAGAGCUUUUCCCGUCCAAGUUCAAUUCCAAUGCCGGCAAGGAGUUGUUUUCAGAGAAGAUCGAAGGGCGGGGAGGUCCUCGACGGAGAGCGGAGGACAUGUUCAGCUGAGGCAUUCUGCAUUCUAUGUUAGAAAAUACCCCUGGAAGGAAAGGCUUUUUCUUUUUUUUGCAUUUUCAUUUUGUAGUAUUUUUUUCAUUUAGUCUCUAGCAUGAUGCCUUGGGUUGGUGUUUCGCAAUUCGCAAUCCCCUCACAAUGAC